AUGGGCAAAACAUACACUCCGGUGCGGAGCAAGGAUAAUGUCUUUUCAAGACGUGAGAUAGAGGGGAUGAUUGCCGAAGGCAAGCUCAUCAUCAUCGUUGACGAUAGAGUGCUCCGAAUAGAUGGCUGGAUCAAGUAUCACCCUGGUGGUGAUAUGGCUAUCAAGCACAUGAUAGGCAAAGAUGCCACAGACGAAGUCAAUGCACUACAUUCACAGGAAGCUCGCCUGCGCAUGAGCAAAUUCCAGAUUGGCCGCAUCGAAGGCCAGUGGACCAACUUUCUCCCUCCGAUACAAGGCGGCGAAUUUCGACUAUAUGAUCAAGACGAAGAAGACACACCCUACUCCGAAUCCUCAAGCGAUGACAUUUCUGCGCCACCAUCUCCUAUUUUUGAUCCUAUAGAAGAUGCACCAGGUCUCAGACGCAGACUUUCCGUGUCGACCAUCUCUUCGGCACUCAGUGCAGUUCCUCCAGCCGAGAUCAAGCCACGAGCCGCCGUGAUGGAUGCACGAACACAAGAGGAAAUUCAAAUGGAUCUUGCGAGAUUCCCCCCUCUCGACUUUGAGCACCAAGAGAAUAUUAAGCAGAAAUACCGCCAACUCAACGAGCGCAUUCAGGCAGCUGGUCUAUACAACUGCAACUACUCUGCCUACGCCAUUGAGAUUUCCCGUUACACCCUCUUAUUCGGGCUCUUUCUUUUCUUCCUACACAAGUCCUGGUUCUGCACAUCUGCGCUUUUCCUCGGUUGCUUCUGGCACCAACUUGUCUUCUCUGCCCAUGAUGCUGGUCAUAUGGGAAUAACCCACAACUAUCAAGUCGACACGGUCAUCGGCAUGCUCAUCGCAGAUUACCUAGGUGGCCUGAGUCUAGGCUGGUGGAAACGCAGCCACAAUGUCCACCACAUCGUAACGAAUGCACCAGAGCACGACCCAGAUAUCGAGCUGAUGCCAUUUUUCGCGUUGUCGCACCGAUUCUUCGACUCCCUCCGAAGCACAUACUACGACCGUAUCAUGGAAUUCGACGCUGUUGCUAAAAUCACCGUCAAAUACCAGCACUUGCUGUACUACCCGAUUCUUCUCUUCGGACGCUUCAACCUCUACUUCCUCAGUUGGGAACAUAUCAUUGUUGGACGGGGCCCGAAACAGGGAGCUGGCUGGUGGCAUCGGUGGUUCGAACUUGCGGGCCAUGCUUUCUUCUGGGCCUGGUUUGGAUACGGCGUUGUCUGGUCCAGCAUCCCGGAUUGGUGGAAUCGAGUGGCUUUUGUGCUCAUUUCACACAUGGUUACUUCUCCACUCCAUGUGCAGAUUACUCUGUCUCAUUAUGCGAUGUCGACUGCUGAUCUUGGUCCUUUGGAGUCGUUCCCGCAGAAGAUGCUGCGGACAACAAUGGAUGUGGACUGUCCGCCGUGGUUGGACUUUUUCCAUGGUGGAUUGCAAUUCCAGGCGAUCCACCACCUCUAUCCUCGUAUCCCAAGACAUAACUUGCGCAGGACGCAACAGUUUGUCAAGGAAUUCUGCCAGGAUGUGAACAUCCCAUACGCCGUCUUCACCUUUUAUGAUGGCAAUAAGGAGGUCAUUGGUCGCCUUGGGGAUGUUGCUAAGCAGGCCAGGAUUCUCGAAGAGUGUCGCAAGGCUUGCGCAGCGGACCCUUAUCAUAUGCAUUGA
Penicillium olsonii is the source of this 1662-nucleotide messenger RNA. Lineage: Eukaryota; Fungi; Ascomycota; Eurotiomycetes; Eurotiales; Aspergillaceae. The record is from the annotation of a GenBank genome assembly.